Molecule: messenger RNA, 1016 nt
Organism: Adelges cooleyi (spruce gall adelgid)
Lineage: Eukaryota; Metazoa; Arthropoda; Insecta; Hemiptera; Adelgidae
Exons: 4
Coding region: 317-925 (202 amino acids)
Source: RefSeq, a predicted model, not a curated record
ACUGUACGGUGGUCUGGACCGGCGGAGAGCGCGUUCUAGCGCCGCCCGCGCAUUUCUUGAAUACGAUUUUAGUCACGCUCUCAAGUCUCAAAGUACGAUCGGCUGUCGCGCUUACCGGGGUUGUCGUGUUCAACGCAGCAUUCGUCUCGCGAUCAAAUUUCCAAAAAAAAAAAACUUUUGAGAAGUCUACUUCGCUGGUCAGUUAAUAUCAUAACCGUGGCAUUGUAUUUCGAAGAAAACAACUCAAAAAGUUGCGUAGUUCAUAAUCUGUAAGGACUCCGGGACUCGAGGCAAGAUGAAAAUCCGCUGAACGGCCAUGGACGGAAUUGCUGACCGCCGCGUAGUCCGGCACCACGGCAAACACCAUAAAAUGGCCCCGCCUGACCGCUGGCCGUCCGGUGCCGCCGACCAGCAACAGAACGCCGUACACCACCGGCAGACCGUGUUCUCGGCCGCCAACAACUCUGUGGCCAACAGCGGCCAUUUGCAAUCGACACCGGCCAGUAUGUGUUACACGACCAACGAAGUGCUGGUCAUCAUCGCGGUCACUUGUUUUUUGAACUUCGCUUUCAUCCUGCUGAUCAUGACUUGCGUGCACUGUUUCACGGAUCCGUCGUACCACAAAAAAUUCGGCGCCGUCACUUAUACCGAGCUACAAGGAGACGACCCGUUCGAUUCGGAGCUAAUAGACGGCGAUGCCAUAACGCUGUUGAAUCCGACCAAGUCGCGGGAUUACCGCAAUUCGGUCGCCGAACCGUACGAAAACAAAUUAUGCGACCUAACCGAAUACGUUCACCGUAUAGAAUCGUGUGCCGCGUUACCUGCUGGACCGAAGAACGACCGCCGGUUCAGGUCCGGGCAACAACAGCAGCUGUCGAGGUCCAGGAAAAAUUCCGAAGAAGAAGACUUGCUACUUUUCGAAUGACAUCGACCCACGACCGCACUUGGUCGACUAUCGAAGCGAUCGCAACAAAAACUGGUCGUCCGGUCCGACACGAUCAAAUUGAAGAAUUUGG